Molecule: messenger RNA, 1701 nt
Organism: Leptinotarsa decemlineata (Colorado potato beetle)
Lineage: Eukaryota; Metazoa; Arthropoda; Insecta; Coleoptera; Chrysomelidae
Product: diuretic hormone receptor
Biological process (GO): adenylate cyclase-modulating G protein-coupled receptor signaling pathway; cell surface receptor signaling pathway
Cellular component (GO): plasma membrane
Molecular function (GO): G protein-coupled peptide receptor activity; diuretic hormone receptor activity; peptide hormone binding
Source: RefSeq, a predicted model, not a curated record
AUGCACCUGCUCACUGCUCAUUGCUACAGCGACCUCAUUCACAAGAUCGAAGAAACCCAUGAAAGUAUGGCAUGCCACUGGUUUGAGAGCCACCCGAUCGAUUGGAUUUACCAGACUCCAACGGUAAUAGUUCUUCUCCUGAACCUGAUAUUUCUUGUCUGCAUUAUGUGGGUCCUUAUCACGAAGCUCCGUUCGGCAAAUACUCUGGAAACUCAACAAUACCACAAAGCCGCCAAGGCCCUUCUUGUACUUAUGCCUCUUCUGGGGAUCACGUACGUCAUCACUAUUUACGCUCCGACUCCGGAUAGGGCUUCUAUCAAUGUUUUCGAGUGUACGAGAGCCGUGCUACUGUCGACACAGGGAUUCACUGUGGCCCUGUUCUAUUGUUUCCUCAACACUGAAGUUCAAAACACCUUACGACACCAUAUUGAGACAUGGAAGACAAGGCGAUCUCUGGGACCAAAAGGUCUUCGUGCUAGCGCUCGUAGCAAAGAUUGGUCACCACGAUCACGUACUGAGAGCAUAAGAUUAUAUAGUCAACCGACCAACAUUUACCGCAAACGAGAGUCAAGUGCUUCAGAAACCACAACAACUACACUUGUGACAGUGAAUGGAGGUGGUAAAAGAACUUCCAACGGAACUCCCAUGUCAAGAAGUCCCUAUCUACAUCUCCCAAGACCAAGCUACGGUGGUACUGUUUGAAUAUAUUCAGAAUACCUAGAAACAGCGGACGAAUUCGGCCAGUCGACCACUUGGACCACAAGAAAACUCUUUUUUUUUAUUUACAAGCAUCAUUGAAACGUGUUCAUAAUUAUAAACACUGCAAAAAAUCAAGGAAUCCUAUCUUCUAUUAUUUUCUAUUGCAUUUCAGUUCAAAUAUUCAUUCAUACUUGAUACUGGGUCUGAUGUUUAACUGAAUGUAGAAGAAUGUUUGAACAAAUUGUAUUGUGAGAGUUAAAAUGAUUUUGGUAGCACCAUAUAGUAUCUAAGACUAGGUAUGGCAGUAAUUUGAUAAAAGGUUCACAACAAACCGAAGACUCUUUUUAUUUAUCACACAUAUUUGAUAAUUUUAGUACUGAUUUCAAAAGCCAGAUGUUCGAAUCAAUUUCUACAGGUUAUUCAAUAAAAUGUUCUGUAACUGGUAUUCAUACAACAUCCUCAAGAUAAUGUAAUCAAUAUACUAUUGCAUAAUUAAGGAAAAUAUCAAGAAACGAAUAUUUAUUUUCAUAUUCUCGACACCAAAUGAUUUUUUAAUCGAAUCCCUUACUUUGGUAUCCACACCAAAACCUCAAGAUGAUGUAUUCAAUAUAUUGCAUAAUUACAAAAAGUAUCAAGAAACAGAUAUUUAUUUUUAUAUUUUCGACAUAAAAUGAUUUGGUGAUCGAAUCCCCAAUUAAUGAAAGCACUGACAAUUUUUUUUUAUAUUUCAUUGGUUAAUCCAUUCCAUUGUCCUAUUAUUCAUCAGAAAUAAAUUUCAUCCUAGCGUGAUGAAAUUUGAUUCAUAUUUCAUGCAGGAACACAAUUACUUCAGCAAAAUCGUCAAGAUAAUCGGCAGUGUGAAAGUGUACUUUGCAUUUGCAUAUCUCUCAAUCAUAUUCAUUUUUAGAAAAAUGGUAUGAAUGAUAUGAUAAUAAAAUCGUGAAAGGUUAAAUGAGACUACUUUCAUGCGAUAUAUCUAUUCUUCCAAAUGUAUCGAAAACA